Molecule: messenger RNA, 1023 nt
Organism: Entelurus aequoreus (snake pipefish)
Lineage: Eukaryota; Metazoa; Chordata; Actinopteri; Syngnathiformes; Syngnathidae
Gene: tmem134
Product: transmembrane protein 134
Exons: 8
Coding region: 248-880 (210 amino acids)
Source: RefSeq, a predicted model, not a curated record
AUUGGACGCACUUCCGGCAGUCCAGCCUAUGGGCGGGAUCAGACAUGCGCAGUCGAUAGCCAGCUGCGUGGGGGGAAAGAGGGCAAAGAAGGAGUAGAAAGUUCGAGAAAAGACAAGAAAGCUGUGAAUUAGUCGCCCGGCGGUGUUGGCGAACAUUGAGGAGAAACGUGUCCAACAUGGCGGAGCGAAGGAAAAGGUUGUUUUGAAGGCAUGAACCGGAAACCAGGAGUGUAAAGAGGCCGUCACCAUGGCAACGCAGUUCACCAUCGAUGACGCCUUCGUGCUGGACGGCGAGGAGGAGGAGGGAGACGUGUCCCAGGUGGACCCCGCGGACUGGAGGGGCCGAGACAAGGACCGGGACGGAGAGAUGACCUUUGGCCCGCUGACCUUCUCCAAGACUCAUCCUCAUCCUCAUCCCUCCCCCGCCAUGUCCACCUCGCCUGAGCACAGCAACCUCAAGUACCAGAAUCUGGAAAAUGAAGACCCCCUGGGGAGCAGUGGCAACUCCUCUUUUAAUAACUUCUUCAAAAUCAGUGAGUCGUCCACUUUGUCCUACUGCAGCUCUCAGUGGUCAUUCAGCACCUUGAGCUCCGUCACACACCUCUCUGCACACUGCUGCGGGUGGGUGUCACAUCCGCUGGUGAAGAAGAACAGAAAAGUAGUCCUGGCCUCCUUCCUGCUGCUGAUCACUGGAGUGGCUCUUAUUUUUACAGGUGUCGUCAUCCAGCUGAGUCCAAACGCAGGUGUUUCAAGCGCUAUUUUCUUUGUCCCUGGAUUCCUUCUCUUCAUCCCUGGAGUGUAUCACGUGAUAUACAUCAGCUGUGCUGUCCGUGGAAGACGAGGCUUCAAAUUGUUCUACUUGCCUUAUUUUGAAAAAUGAUCUGACGUUGUUCAUUUAACACACGCAGCCUUCAGUAUUGUUUUCUAACCACUGACACUUCAACCACUGACUGUUACCACUCCAUGACUGACAUGUGACAUGUCAAUACUGACUGUGAAUGACAAUAAAACCUUUUCACUUUU